Molecule: messenger RNA, 1058 nt
Organism: Spirodela intermedia
Lineage: Eukaryota; Viridiplantae; Streptophyta; Magnoliopsida; Alismatales; Araceae
Source: the annotation of a GenBank genome assembly
AUGGAAGGUAGGGGAAAGGGGUGUGAGGACUUGGAGAGGAGGGGAGAAGAGGUGAUGGAAGAGGAGGAGAUUAAGAAGAAGAUCUCGUGCCACCCCAUGUUUGCCGUCUCCAAGGCGACCCAUCUCCACUGUUUGAAGGUAUUCUUUCAUGAGUUUCUCUUUUUCUUCUUGUUCUUCGAUCUCCCAUCUUCUUUCUCUUCCUGUUCUUAGAUCUCCCUUCUCCUUUUUCUUUUUCUACUUCUUCUUGGAUCACCCUUCGUCUGCUUCUUCUUCUUCUUCUUCUUCAUCUUCUACUUAGAUCACCCUUCUUCUGCUUCUUCUUGUUUUCUUCUUCAUCUUCUUCUUGGAUCACCCUUCUUCUGCUUCUUCUCGUUUUUCUUCUACUUCCACAGAUCACGCUUCUUCUGUCUCUGCUUCUUCAUCUUCUUCAUCUUCUUCUUGGAUCACCCUUCUGCUUCUUUUGUCUCUGCUGCUUCCUCUUCUUCUGCACAUCAGAUCAUCCGCUUUCUUAGAUCACCAGCUACCUUUUUCAUCUUCGGUCGCCCUUCUUCUUCAAUCACCUUUCUCCUUCUCCCUCCUGCAUGCACACACCCAUACACAUCAUCGCUUUUCUGACGAAGCCAGCGCUUCCCUCUGUCGGAUGAAAAACUCGAACCUCGAGAAAGAUAUGCUCCGGCGACCAGGAGGCAGCGAGCUCCGACCUGGACCAGCUUCAAGGACCCAGAGCUAAACAGCCGGCGAACCCUUCAGACCUCGACCUGUUCAUGGUAAUCACCUCCUCCAUAGUCCGAUAUCUUCAGCGUAAAGCCCUCACGCUUUUAGAAGGCAGAUAACUCGCCCACCCCCUCCCUGUAAAUGGGUCCAAACCCUAAACUCAGGGGCUCGAUCCCCUUGCGACCGGGGCCUGUCUGCAGGAAGCACACGCCGCUGCGCUGGUGGCGCUGGCGAGAGAGAUCGAGAAGCCGAUGAAGGAGGCCGCGGCGUUCACGGAGCUCGUUUACCGCCACCUUCAGAGCGUCACCGGUGUAGGCACCGCGGGGGGCGUCGAAGACGAAUAA